ACAGGAAGUGGGGCUGCUGCUUUUUGCUGGAUUCAGGGAACACAAAAUGGACAGUCAAGGGAGAAAAGUCGUGGUUUGUGACAAUGGAACCGGGUUUGUCAAGUGCGGCUUUGCAGGCUCCAACUUCCCCGAACACAUUUUCCCCGCGCUGGUUGGCCGGCCAAUCAUCCGCUCCACAGCCAAAGUUGGCAACAUUGAAAUCAAGGACCUGAUGGUGGGGGACGAGGCCAGCGAGCUGCGCUCCAUGUUGGAGGUGAACUACCCGAUGGAGAACGGUAUCGUCAGGAACUGGGACGACAUGAAGCACCUGUGGGACUACACCUUCGGCCCCGAGAAACUCAACAUCGACUCGCACGACUGCAAGAUCCUUCUGACCGAGCCGCCCAUGAACCCCACCAAGAACAGAGAAAAGAUUAUAGAGGUGAUGUUUGAAACGUACCAGUUCUCAGGAGUUUAUAUCGCCAUCCAGGCCGUCCUCACUCUCUACGCUCAAGGACUGCUUACCGGAGUGGUGGUCGACUCUGGUGACGGAGUCACUCACAUCUGUCCGGUGUACGAGGGCUUCUCGCUGCCCCACCUGACCCGACGGCUUGACAUCGCAGGGAGGGACAUAACGCGCUACCUCAUCAAGCUGCUGCUGCUGCGAGGUUACGCCUUCAACCAUUCGGCGGACUUUGAGACGGUGAGGAUGAUGAAGGAGAAGCUGUGCUACGUGGGUUACAACAUCGAGCAGGAGCAGAAGCUGGCGCUGGAGACAACGGUGCUGGUGGAGUCGUACACGCUCCCAGACGGCAGGCUGAUCAAGGUGGGAGGUGAGAGGUUCGAAGCCCCAGAGGCUUUGUUUCAACCCCACCUCAUCAACGUGGAGGGAGUGGGCGUGGCCGAGCUGCUCUUCAACACCAUCCACGCCGCAGAUAUCGACACCAGGUCUGAGUUCUACAAGCACAUCGUCCUGUCCGGAGGCUCCACCAUGUAUCCCGGCCUGCCGUCCCGCCUGGAGCGCGAACUGAAGCAGCUGUACCUGGAGCGAGUGCUGAAGGGAGACGUCGACAAGCUAUCGAAAUUCAAGAUCCGGAUAGAGGACCCGCCUCGGCGUAAACACAUGGUGUUCCUGGGCGGCGCCGUGCUGGCCGACAUCAUGAAGGACAAGGACAACUUCUGGAUGACGCGGGCGGAGUACCAGGAGAAAGGGACGCGGGUGCUGGAGAAGCUCGGAGUCACCGUCAGAUAAAACGCAAACAAACAAAAACACUUCCCGCUCACACCCCCUCCAUCUUACCCCCUCAGCUGAUAUCCAUGCACCGCUUACCUUGAUGUGUCUGGAUGCUCACGCUGUGUCGUCCAUUCACGCUCGUUUUGAAAAGCAAAGAGGGGGGGGGGGGGGGCAAGAGGGAUGAAGGAUUUUGGGUAAGAAGUCUCAUGGCGAGGGACUGGACGUUACCAGACAUCUUGAAUAUUUGCCCGCGACACAAAAAUGUCCUUAUUAUUAGAAUUAUGUUUGGAGAUGCACGAGUUAGUGCCGUUAAGUACUCCAUUUAAAGGAAAAGUGCAACAUUUUUGGAAAUAUUUGCUUUCUUGGCGAGAGUUGGAUGACAAGAAUGACACCAGUCUGUCCGUUAGCUUAGCUUAGCAUAAAGACUGUAAGCAGGGGGAAACGGCUAGCCUGGUUCUCUCCAAAGUAACACAAUUCUGCCAGUUUUAGGGGGUUCUGUGCUGGACUAUUUUUGGGGCUUUUUUACCUUUUUUUUAGUUGGUAGACGAGGUGAUCAAAAUAUUGAUACGCUCAUCUGAGUCGCCUCCAAUUAUUACAGCGCGCUCAUCAUAAUAAUAAUAAUAAUAAUAAGCUUAACGUGAUUUAAGUAGUUUUAUGAUAUCUUGUUUGUUUAAUUAUCGUACAAAGAAGAUAAAACAUCAGUGAGCUUUAGAGACACAGGAAGGCAAGCUUCCAGUUUUUAUGCUAAGCUAACUAGCUGUUCGCUGGAGCUUUACAUUAACUGUACAGACAUGAGAUCGAUCUUAUUUCUGACUCUUGCCAUGAAAGAAAAUGUGUAUUUCCCAAAAUGUUUUCCUUUUUAAAGAUGAAAUCGUAAUCCAUGGCUUUAAAAAUACAGACUGUUCAACGUCAAACUGUCCUUUUGUGGAGCAGCACAUCUGUGAGUGUUUAGGCUUGUGUGCCUCUCACACCGGGCCACAUUGAGCUCCUGGCUGUUGUCAAGUCGAAGACUAUGCCGAUAAUUAUUAUUUGCGAUGCGAGUUCCUUUCCAAAACGGGACACCCCCCCCCCACAGAUGCCGGCAUUACAGAUAGUGGAGCGUUACAGAGAUUAGAUAUCCGAACAAUUAGAUCAUUGCAUACUGUGUCUUUUUAACAUACCGAUCGUCAAAUCACAUUCUCCCCUCCCCCGCUCACAUUUCCUGUUUAAUGUUUGGGGAUGAGUCACUGUACUGAAGGUGCAGCCGGGUUUUUAACUCGGCACCGCGUUAGUCUUUGUCGGGACGCUUGCUUGCUUGUUAAGCGCAGAAGUUCAUAUUUUCCACACGAUUUCAAUGUGAAGAAAUGAAUACGUGGGAAACCUCUUUUAGUUUUCCCGCUUUCUUCUGGAAUGGCAGCGUUGGAAGGUUUGGUUUGUGGUGGUGAGCAGAGUUUUGUGUUUGGAAACGGACCAGCUGAAGCUUUUAGUGGGUUUGAUUUGUCUCCGUAUCCUGUUUACCACCGACAAAUAAACCAUCCCAGAGAGAAGGCCUUCCAUUCCAUUCACGAUCACAAAGCAUCGAGUCAUUCCUUACGGGCGAUGCAGGACCGUCAUGCUACAUAUCAACGUCCUGCAUCGCUACAUCCAGACGUCACUGAGCUGCUUACAAUUUGUCACCGGAAGUUAAAUUAAAAGUAUGAACUCACUGGAUGGUGGACAAUCUUUUUCGUGACCUGUAAGGUAGAAGGGGAAAAAAAAUGUAUUGCUCCGACAGAGAAAGGUCUCUUCCAAUCGGGGUUGAUACCGACAUUGCUGUAAUUUAGAUUUCAGCCACCGGGGGCAGCACUGAGCUCAGUCGCUGAGCAGAACUCCAUUUUACCAAAUGUGCAACAAACGGUCUGCGAUUUGAACGUGACAUAACUUCCCUUUGUGUUCAUUUCGACACGUUUCAUCAAAACAAACGUUAUGUUUGUGACCCGUGAACGAGUGUGUGUGAAAGCUAUGGAGGAGCUGCAAAGAUUAGUCGAAUAAAUCAGCAAAUAUUUAGAUUGUCGAUCGUCAUAUUUUUCUAACAUUCCCUUAAAGCAGCCGUUCAGAAUUUCCUUUUGCUUUUUUUUGUCUCGUGAAGUCGUGAACUGAAUAACAGAUGACGUCACCUUCUGCUUCAGGAAACUGACGGUUUGAUUUAUGGAGACGGUCGUCUGCAGGAUGGAUGGAUAAUAAAGAUUGUCAGCAGCAGCUCUACAAGUUUAUCUUAUAUUUACCUUCACAGUGUAGAAAGAAGACAUUCUGCAGCAUCUUAAGAUUUCACAUGAGUCUUUAUUGACUGUAAUGGAAGAGGCGUUCUUGUUUCUGGGGCCUGUACCAGAAAGCAGGAUUUGGGGUUAACCGGGUAACUUCGGGGUUAAAUCCGGGUUGUCAGUUCCACGACGGAGGUUCACUUCUUACCGGUGUGGGAUCUGAACACCUAUCCUGUUAUGUUGGAUAUAAUAGAUCAACUAAAAUAAAGUAUAAAGCAUAUCCUCUUUUAAGAAGGAGAUGUCCAAUAGGAGAUAGUUCCAUGUGUUGGUCUUGAAGGAGGGAAGGGAACAGUAGAGUCAAACGGUCUGGAGCAAUCUCAUUGGUUCAGAGAAACCUCAGUGGGCUUAAAGACAAGCUGCUGAGAAUAAAGCCCGAUGAUACCGGAUCUAAAGAAUACCGAUGCUAUAGAAAAAUGUGGUAGAAGUAUAUUUAGACACACAGCGGAGAGCAGCUAUUCUCAAGUGAACCGUGCGUUAGAGAUCAAAUAUUUUCUGCUAUUUCGCCUUCAGUGCGGCGCUUUUAUACUUUUGUACUUCUUCAGCCAACACACAGUAUUUUCGGAAACAAGUAAAAUAAAUAAACAUUUAUGCGGCACAUUUCAGAACAAAGUUACGAAGUGUUUCACAUGGUGGAACCAGGAUUAAAACAUUUCAAAUAAAAACACAUUAAGAAUAAUACUCAAAUGAAAUACCCAACAACUAUUAGACUUGUUCCGUGAGUAUUUCUACCGACUGACUGCACAUGAAUAAUUUACCAGAUAAAAGGCUUCAUCACAGCCAUCGGUGACACGUUUUAGCUUCUUAAAAGUCAUCUCUUUUGAAUGUUGAAUACUACAUUACCCAUGAGCCUCAGUCGCAAUCAGGACCCAAGUGUGUAAAGUUGAGUCCUGAACACUUCAAUUCUUCAACCGAUGAGAUCAUUCUGGGAUGUUUGUCUAAAACGUUUAAUCUGGUCGGACAUUUAGAAAACUGACUUCCUCUCAUCCUGAAUCUUACGGAUGUAUGUUUCUUCUUCUUCCUCGUGACCACACCUGCCGCUCCUUCCUGGUCUCGGCUGUACCGAGGAUGAAUUGGUGGGUUUGGGCUCACAGGACAAGGUGCUUUGUGUGGGUUACUGAAACGUUAUUUGUAAUAUUAAUAAGAAUCUGGUGUCAGGAAACAGAGACCACGUAAAAAGCUGGUAUUUGUGGUUUUUCCGUCUCAGGUCUUAUGUGUAUAUUGGAAUCACUUGACUCGCAUAUAUGAAUAUAAAUGUAUAAUUUCCUCUCGACAAACACGGUCAUCAAGUGUCAAGUACAGUAACUUUUUUUUUUUGCUCGUUCUUUUUAUGUUUCGUUUGUAGCACAACUGCCAACCGCUGAUUUAAAUAAAGCAAAUGAUUUAUAGA
Molecule: messenger RNA, 4879 nt
Organism: Anarrhichthys ocellatus (wolf-eel)
Lineage: Eukaryota; Metazoa; Chordata; Actinopteri; Perciformes; Anarhichadidae
Gene: actr2a
Product: actin related protein 2a
Exons: 9
Coding region: 47-1231 (394 amino acids)
Source: RefSeq, a predicted model, not a curated record